GAAUGCACAGAAAAUGAUUUUUACAAAAAAUGAAGAUAAAAUUUUAAUUUGUGACAAAGCUGGUGAUAUUUAUGAAUUUGACGUCAAACAAUCAUCAACAAUAACAACGUCAGAUGAAGAAAAUUGUGGACGUUUACUUCUUGGUCAUUGUUCAAUGUUAUUGGAUUUUCUGCUUACCGAUGAUCAACGUUUUAUAAUUAGUGCUGAUAGAGAUGAAAAAAUUCGUGUUACACAUUAUCCUAAUACCUAUAAUAUAAAAACAUAUUGUCUUGGUCAUAGUCAAUUUGUUUCAGUUAUUCAAUUAAUCAAUGAACAGACAUUAGCUUCCGGAUCAGGUGAUGGUAAAAUUAAAAUAUGGAACUAUUUGAAUGGAAAAAUUUUGUAUACACAUGAUUUCCAUGAACAACAACCACAAGAACAGCAACAACCAACCAGCACAACAACAAAUGGUGGUAACAAAUCAUUAGUGAGGUCAGAUUUCGCAAUUAAAUCGAUGACAAUUGAUCGUCAAAAUAAUGGACGCCAUCUUUGUGUUUCAUUUUUAAGCCAAUUAAUUUUGUAUUUGUUCAAAAUCGAAUACCAAAAUGAUGAUGAAAAACAAUUCAAAUCAUUGAAUAUUAUAACACAAUUAAAAUUGAACCAGAUACCAUUGAUGAUAAAAUUUGAUUCAAGUCAUAUAAAUUUUCUAUGGAUUUUUGGUGCAGCGAAAGAUGACAAUGAUAAUAAUAAUGAACCAAUUCAACUAUAUGAAGUAAAACAAAAUGAACUAGCUCGUCCUUUAAUUCGAAUAAAUGUGAUUGAUACAUUGAAUCAGAAUGAACAUUUUCGACGAUCCGUUGCCGCUAUUAAACGAGAUCAAUAUGAAUAUUUAUUCAAGCAUCCUUUUCAUGGCGAAAUUGUUGACGAAAAUUUUCAACACAAGAGGUCACGUAUCAAAAGCGAAUAAUAAAUAAUAAAUGUAUGGACUUCCCUUAAUAAAUCGUCAUCAUC
Messenger RNA from Dermatophagoides pteronyssinus (European house dust mite), 990 nucleotides. It is a transcript of the gene wuho, whose product is annotated as tRNA (guanine-N(7)-)-methyltransferase non-catalytic subunit wuho. Gene Ontology annotation, cellular component: cytosol; tRNA methyltransferase complex; nucleus. NCBI's taxonomy places the organism in Eukaryota, Metazoa, Arthropoda, Arachnida, Sarcoptiformes, Pyroglyphidae. The record is from RefSeq and is a predicted model, not a curated record. Gene Ontology annotation, molecular function: protein binding. Gene Ontology annotation, biological process: tRNA modification; RNA (guanine-N7)-methylation.